AUGGCAUUGGCAUCUCCUGCGUCGCCCUCGCCCAUUGUCAUCCAGAUGCCUCCACUGACCAGCGCCGGGACGGCCACUACCACGCCCAAGGACGCCGGCGACUUCGCCACCGCGCCCACACCUUCGGGACCUAAAGCCACGGCGACGGACAAGGUCAUGUCGAGCGCUGCGAACCUCGCACAGCUCCUGCCCACCGGGACGGUUCUGGCGUACCAGGCGCUGGCCCCCUCCUUCACCAACCACGGCAAGUGCGAGAACACCCCCGCCAACCGGUGGCUGACCGCGGCCCUAGUCGCCGUUCUCGCCACCUUUUCCCUCGUCUUCUCCUUCACCGACAGCGUCGUCGGCCCCGACCAGAAGCUCUACUACGGCAUCGCCACGCCGCGCGGCUUCAACGUCUUCAACUUCUCCAGCGAGGAGGAGAAGCAGCAGUGGGAUCCCUCUGAGUUCCGGAGGCUGCGCGUCAGGCUGCUCGACUACAUUCACGCCGUCUUUACCGCCAUGGUUUUCCUCACCGUGGCGCUCAGCGACGUGGGGCUGCGAAACUGCUUCUUUCCCAAUGCCAGUAGGAACACGGAGGAGCUGCUCAAGAACCUGCCGCUGGGCAUGGCGUUUUUCUCCAGCUUCGUGUUCAUGAUCUUCCCCACAAAAAGGAAGGGCAUCGGCUACACAGACACCGCUCCUCCGAAGAAGGUCGUCACUUAG
Messenger RNA from Lolium rigidum, 705 nucleotides. RefSeq names its product protein DMP10-like. The transcript has a single exon. Gene Ontology annotation, biological process: endomembrane system organization. NCBI's taxonomy places the organism in Eukaryota, Viridiplantae, Streptophyta, Magnoliopsida, Poales, Poaceae. The record is from RefSeq and is a predicted model, not a curated record. The coding region runs from base 1 to 705 and encodes 234 amino acids.